UGACUGUUCAAUCACACCAUUGAGUCUCUAGAUUCAAUCCAUAUUUCUUGCAUCUUUGUUCCUGCUCCCACUAUUGUCCAUCCAAUGGAAGCUUGGCCUGCUGGUCACGUGUCCAUCAAACCGGCUGGGUUUCCACAGCCUUGGCGCUCGUCGGCUCCCCUGUCCUCUUGCUCAGUGACAACUCUUGAAGGGGACACGAUAAUUAUAUCCUUGCGCAACCUCACAACAUCUCCCAGCCGUCAAAUCUAGCAUCUCAGCCAUGGAUCUCAACAGUCUGAAGGAGGCUGCGGCCAAUUUGACCUUGUACGACCUCAAAGCCGGUGUGCGAAAGGUCCAGAAUGCCGUCAUGAACUAUACCGAGAUGGAGGCCAAAGUUAGAGAGGCAACAAAUAACGAACCUUGGGGCGCAAGUUCAAGCUUAAUGCAAGAGAUUGCCAAUGGCACAUAUAAUUAUCAACUCCUCAAUGAAAUUAUGCCCAUGAUCUACAAACGAUUUACAGAAAAGGCCGCCGAGGAAUGGAGACAAAUCUACAAAGCCCUCCAGCUUCUGGAGUUUCUGAUCAAGAAUGGCUCAGAACGUGUGAUUGAUGAUGCCCGCUCUCAUCUUACGCUGCUCAAGAUGUUGAGACAGUUCCACUUCAUUGACCAAAAUGGCAAAGACCAAGGACUUAACGUUCGGAACAGGGCGAAAGAGCUUGCAGAACUUCUCAGCGAUGUUGAACGAAUUCGAGCAGAACGAAAAAAGGCCCGGGCAACGCGAAACAAAUACACAGGUGUUGAGGGUGGAGGUGGGUUGGGCGGAUCCGGCUUAUCCAGCAGCAGCCGUUAUGGAGGAUUUGGCAGUGAAGAGGCGAGCGGAGGCGGUGGAGGGCGCGAGUAUGGUGGCUACAGUGGCGGUGUGUAUGGAGACGGAGGUGGAUUUGGAGGUCAGACCAGUGACUUUCAAGAUUCUGGCAGUCGUGGAGCUUCUGGGAUUGGUGGCCGAGACCGAUUCGAGGAAUACGAUGAAUAUGACGAAGGCGCACAGUCUACGCCUGGGCGGAGGCAGGCGGAAGCUUCAUCUUCAUCUGCGAGUCGACGAAAGACAACAGAAAGACCUGCUGCCAAGAAACCAGAACCGCCAAAGAAGAAGGAGCCGGAGGUGGACCUGUUCUCCUUCGAUGACCCAAUACCAGUAUCUGCCCUAGUGGCUGCGCCUACAACUUCCAAUACAGUCGACGAUGACGAUGAUUUCGAUGACUUCCAAUCUGCGACCCCAUCGGCUCAGGCACCCGCUCCAUCUUUCCCUAUCCCAGCACCAACUGCUACCACAACUUCCAAUACCCAAUAUGCCGCUCCUCAACCUGUCUCAGCUCCUAAGGCCGCAAACCUAAGUGACUUGGUUGGGUUCUCAUCCAUAUCUCCAGCAUCCAGCACCAAUCCUACACCAGUCAACUAUUCAGCCUUCUCACCACCAGCAGUCGCCCAACAACCCAGGCCAACAGCCUACCAAGGUUCCCAGCCAAAUUAUUUCACAUCCGUGCAAGCACCCUCGGGACAGGCUGCCAAGCCAGCUUCGGGAGCCUCAUCUGUCAAAUCUCCAGGGGCGGCAAAGCCGGCUGGUGGAGAUGCCUUUGGAUCGCUCUGGUCAACAGCGAGCGCUGGUAUCAAGAAGACAAGCACGCCUACUUCUGGUCCUGCUCUUGGACAGCUAGCAAAGGAGAAGGCUAGUGCAGGGAUCUGGGGUGCUCCAGCAGCGAGCUCUACACCAAUGCAGACGCAAGCUCCAAAGCCAGCACAGAACCAGCAACCAUUAGGCAAUGGCUUGGAUGAUCUACUGGGAUGAUGAUUGAUGGUGUGUUGAGUUGGGCUGUCGGUACUUUAGUGGCACAUAUGGAUUUGGGCGUUAUUAUAUAAUGGCGCAUAAAAUACAUUCAGUUUGGUCGAGCAACGUGUUUUCCCCCAAGAGUGUAUAUUCGAUUCAGAUUCUGAACAUACGAUUCGUUUUCUUUAUAUUUGAUAGACAUGCCUGUCAUUGGCAAGUGUUACUUGGCUAGAAUCAAUGCUUUCAAAACUAUGUAUCCUAUAGGAUGCUUUUCGGAAUACCUUCAUUAAGUGGGCUAGGUUCAGAGAGAUGGCUGAUCCAGACUCGUGCGAGCGUUUAGCUUCAAGUAUCCCAAAUCGAUACAUAUGACAGCCAUUUUGAAAUCAACAUAUCGUGUGGUUUUGUUUUUCUAGCAGCACUACUUAUAUCAAGUAUCUGACUAUUCGAGCCUUGUCAUGGUCCUUUUGUUUCCUCCUCUUCCUUAGCAAGUAUACCCAACUUUCUUUGACUUGAAUUCCGUUUGUCUGCUUCCAAUUGCUCCCUCUGGCCUACAGCGCUACUCGCUAGCUUACCUCUCAUAUUCCCCGGCAGCAGCAGGCAAUUCCAGUCUCAAUCUCAGUUCCAAUAAGCUCUCCUCUGUAGCAUGGCUCGGA
Messenger RNA from Cadophora gregata, 2457 nucleotides. RefSeq names its product Epsin-3, clathrin recruitment and traffic between the Golgi and endosome (gene ENT3). NCBI's taxonomy places the organism in Eukaryota, Fungi, Ascomycota, Leotiomycetes, Helotiales, Ploettnerulaceae. The transcript is spliced from 4 exons. Gene Ontology annotation, cellular component: plasma membrane; clathrin vesicle coat; endosome. Gene Ontology annotation, molecular function: phospholipid binding; clathrin binding. The coding region runs from base 260 to 1825 and encodes 521 amino acids. Gene Ontology annotation, biological process: endocytosis; Golgi to endosome transport. The record is from RefSeq and is a predicted model, not a curated record.